This is a messenger RNA of Triticum dicoccoides, 2299 nucleotides long. RefSeq lists its product as uncharacterized. Gene Ontology annotation, molecular function: protein binding. Bases 495 to 2093 code for a protein of 532 amino acids. NCBI's taxonomy places the organism in Eukaryota, Viridiplantae, Streptophyta, Magnoliopsida, Poales, Poaceae. The transcript has 4 exons. The record is from RefSeq and is a predicted model, not a curated record.
AUACAAGGUACGGGCGAGAUAACGUUGCAAUUUUCAGGAAUUCGAUGUUUCAGGAGUUUUCAUUCAAAAAAAACAUAAGAAAUUUGCUGUUUGAACAGUGGAAAAGUGAGGCUCCAAAAUAGGAAAACUUUGUUUUUGCCUACAUUCCUUAUGCCACUCUAAAAUUUGACAUAUCACUUUUGCCGCUCUUAGUUUUUGACAAUACAUCACAAAUGCUAUUCCGUGGCAAAAGCAAUAACUUUUCAUUUCACUUUUGUCACUCUUAGAUUUUGACAAUGUGUCGCAAUUGCCGCUCUAAAAUUAUUGUUUUUGCCACGAAAUGACAAUUAUGAUGUAUUGUCAAAAACUAAGGGUGGCAAAAGUAAAAUGUCAAAUUCUAGAGUGGCAUAAGCAAAGUGGUCAAAAGUUAGAGCGGCAAAAUCCCGGACCUAGUUAAAGCAAAAUGGCUCCAAAAUCCCCAAUCUCAACACACAGAGUCAGACCUAGCCACCCCCAUGGCAGCAGCGCCGCCGCCACUCCCGGAGGAGAUCCUCCUCCGCCUCCCGCCCGACGACCCGGCCUGCCUCCUCCGCGCCUCCCUCCUCUGCAAGGCCUGGGGCUGCGCCGUCUCCCGCCCCCACUUCCGCCGCCGCCUCCACGAGCUCCACCGGGCACCCCCCGUGCUCGGCUUCCUCCACGGCUGCGACGACGACCGCGUCCCCCACUUCACCCCCACCACCGCGUCGUCCUUCUCCCUCGCCGCUCCGGACUCCCGCUCCUGGCGGGCCCUCGACUGCCGCCACGGCCGCGCCCUCUUCCUCUCCAAGGGUGACGCACAGGAACUCCUCCUGUGGGAGCCAACCACGGGCGCCCAGCAGCGCGUGCCGGUGCCCUUCGCGUACGAUGACAUCCGCCGGGACGAGGAGCUGACAGUGUACGCCACCGCGGCCGUGUUCUGCGCAGCCGACGGGUGUGACCACCGGGACUGCUUCAGAGGCCCUUUCGGCGUGUUAUUCGUCUUCUGCGUCGAGCAAGACGGUGACGGUGACAACGGGGUGUGUGUCACGUUGACGCUCCUAUACUCGUCGGAAACCGACUGCUGGGAUGAGCUGCGCUGGAUUUUCCAUGACUUGCCCAUGUGUUUUACAUUUUCUUCCAGCGUGCUUGUUGGGAGGUCUCUGCUCUACUUCAUGUCUGAUGAUGGGUUCAUCCUAGAGUAUGAUUUGGCACGGCAUCGCCUGGCCAUUUUGGACCCACCGAACUAUGAGUCGAUCUAUGAUGCCCGAUAUAACAUCAUGCUGGCGGAGGACGGUGGACUGGGAGUUAGCCAAGAGAUGAAUCCGCAUCUCAAAUUGUGGACAAGGGUGAUUGAAGGCGCCGAUGACCGAUGGGUACUGAGCCGGGUCAUUUACUUGCAAAAUUUGCUCCCAGAUGGUGCCCUCAUGGAGCCAGCAAGUUCAUUGUAUGUGUUGGGCUUUGCUGAGGGAGCAAAUGUCAUUUUCAUGACCACGGUUGCUGGCCUCUUCACGAUUGAACUACCAUCAGAGCGGGGUUCCACCAAACGGAGAAGUUGUUUUGGAGUCUACAGACAUGGGUGUAGCGCUAUACGAAGCUCGAGAGGUGACUGGUCCUUUGGGUGGUGUUCCGAAGACUGCAUGAAUGAAGAAUCGGUGAAGAGUUCAGCAUCAGCAAUGUUGAAGCUGGGUACUCAUGAGGUGAUCCUUUUGGUAGCAAUGUUGAUGAUCCUGAAUAAUAUGUUGUAUACCAUACCAGAGAAAGAUGAUUCAUUGACUAAAAAAAGGGUUCCCCCAAUUUCCCUGGAGUCUACCAGCACGGUCUAUGGACAUGGACGCGGCAUGCUGUAUGAAGCUCAAGAGACCAAUGGUAAUGGUGGUGAAACACGCAGUUUCGCAGAAGCAGUAAUAAUAAGGUAUGAAGUUGCCCUUGUGUGGAAUAGUUCCUCAGUUGUUACACACAGAAAAAGGGUAUGUACUGUUGCGUAUUAUGUAACUUGUGUUUGGGACUUGGAAAAGUUUGCCGUGUCGAUAUAUCUCUUGAGCGUUCAUCCUCAUUCCAUAGUAGAACAUUUGAUAUCCAGUUGUUUUGCUAAUUGAUUGAUAGCAUCAUUCAAUUUUAGUGCAGGAAGCUGCAGAAGCGUUAUUCAGUUUUCGUAGACGAUGUUUCAGAAAGCCAAGACCUAAUAUAUUUUGAACUUCAUUGCUGUACACAAAAUGAAGCUUCAUUGCUGCAUUUUGAAAUUGUGCCUCUAAAUAUAUUCCGAACGUUCUUUGUCUUGAUUACCAAGCAACCUCCAGAUCUU